This is a messenger RNA of Penicillium canariense, 2064 nucleotides long. RefSeq lists its product as uncharacterized. Lineage: Eukaryota; Fungi; Ascomycota; Eurotiomycetes; Eurotiales; Aspergillaceae. The record is from RefSeq and is a predicted model, not a curated record. Bases 1 to 2064 code for a protein of 687 amino acids. The transcript is spliced from 3 exons.
AUGACCAAGGCCGCUCCAAAGCGCAAAUCGAACCGCGACAGUUCCCCCGUGUAUCCUGACCGCAAGCCCUCCAACAUGCCACCUUUCAAGGAUGAGCAUAUUCUGUUAAUUGCGCCAGGUUCGCAAAUGACCCUGGCGCAGCUGGGUCUGCCCGAAACAUUCACGCCCGCGCGAUUUCGCUUCCCCACGCGCAUGUUCCCCGCCGAGAAAAAGGGAGAGUACGAGCCUUACCGAAUUCGCGAAAAGCGCCAGGAACUCAAAGUUAGCAAUGGCAACAGCGCGUCCAAGGACAUGCCUCCGAUGGAAGAUGUGGAGAUGAAAGAUGCGCAGUCCUCUGCCCAGGAUGGCACCGGAAACGUCGAGUCUACGGAGAAAGCAGGGAGGCCCGAAGGCGAGAAUGCCGAGGGGGCUGACAAGACCGAAGAAUCAACUCGGACGGUCGAGGAAAUUUUCUACGAGGAAGACGUGACAUCCGACGAAGGCGCGGUCUACCCGAUCCAGAACGGGCGCAUCGUCGACUGGCCCUGCUUCUUUGCCCUCCUGACUCACAUCUAUAACGCGCUGAGCCCUCCCUUCCAUACUCCGAUCAUGUUGAUUGCCCAGCCGGUCUGGUCUGCGCGCGAUCGCGAAGCAAUCACCCAAUUCGUCUUUGAGAAGUUCAAGGUUCCCGCGUUUAGCUUGUUGGACUCCGCACUUGCCGCAUGCUACGGCUAUGGUGCACAAACCGCUACAAUUGUUGAUGUUGGCAAGGGCAAGGUGGAUGUGACUGCGGUGACGGACUUCCAGGUCAAUGAGCACGGUCGAGGUAUUGCACUAGAAGGAUGCGGCGGCGAUGCGAUGACAGAUCGACUCGUCGAGCUUCUCGGCUCCAGGGGCUUCAGUCGAGAGAUGUGUGAACAGCUUAAACGGAGCAAUAUCGCGGAGGUUCUGGCUCCCGGUACUCCCCUCCCUGGUGCUGCAGCCACCGCGCGCCAAGGGACCAACCCAGCCGCUGCUGCAUCGACAGGAGGAGCCGAUGGGAACGAGUCAGUUCCUCGUGGUCCGGGCGAGGGUACCCAGACUGGUAUUGAAACUAAUGGAGAGGAGGAGGAGGGGCUCUUGGAUGUUGCGGCCAUUGUUAGCGGCAACACUAACGAGUACCUUGCCAAAAUGGAGGAGAAGACAACCAAGAAAGGUGGCGUGGAUCCUAAGCAGAAGAAUGCCCCCAAUCACCAGAAAGAGAAGGCAUCCUUCCAGUUCGAAGAGUUUGUACCAUUGGAUGGUGAUAAUGCACCGGCCAGCGGUUCCCGGCGGUAUAUUCGUCAUACCCGGGAAAUCGAGGUUGGCGCGGAGCGCUUCCUUCUCGCGACGCCUGUGCAGAAGACCGGAAACCGUCUGACCAGCGGUAUUCUUGAGGAUAUCGCAACUCAGAUCCAUCACACCAUUCUCGCCGUUCCCGAUGCAACCAAGCGGAGCGAGCUUUGGGACUCGCUUAUUAUCGUUGGAUGUGGCAGCAGAGUUCGAGGCUUUUCUCAGGCCCUGCUUGGCGUCAUUACUCAAAAAUUCAUCCUCUCCCCCUCCGCCACCAUCUUCACAUCUGAAAUCCCCUCAGCUUUCAGCACGCCCCUUCCUACUGGCGGCACCAACACCCCGGCACCUAUGGGUCAGCUACCUGGCCCGAUGUAUCACCCCGCCGCCCAUGGUGUGAACCCUCUCCUGGUGGCUGCUACCCACAACAACCCCGUCAUGACCGGUGUCACCCCUGGCACGCCUGGCAUGGAUCCUAGUAUGCCCGUCCACCACCGCUCAUCCGGCCACUCGCAGACCCCAACCUCUGUCAAGAGUCUGAGGCUGCCGGACUAUUUCCCAGAGUUCAAGCACGAGGGCAACCGCAACGCCCCCGGCGCCAGCCAUGGCCCCAGCGCCACACAGGGUGGCCACGGCAUCGAAGAAGCCGUCUUCCUCGGCGCCCAGAUGGCCGCCAAGGUCUUCUUCGUGCUCGACCAGGGCCUCACCAAGGGCUAUAUGAGCCGCGUCGAAUACAACGAGAGUGGACCGUCAGCCAUCCACGAGUAUGUCCUGUAA